AUGAGUAAAUUGAUCGGCAUGUUGUUAAAUGACAAGCAAGUGUAUGUUGGACCUUUCCUAAGAGGCAAGAAAGGGAUUCUAUUGGCUGUGGAGUCUCUCAAGGGAAACACGUUUGAUGAUAAGCAAUGGGUUGUUGAUAGAGCUCAGAAGAAGUCUGAAAGGGAAAUGGAACUAAAGGUUCCGUAUGAGCAGAGUUUGAAGGAAAUUGCUGACAAGUUUCAAAGUUAUAACUUCAGGGGCUCGGGUUUUGUAGCUUUUUCAACUCAAAACGUUACUAUCAGUGGAAUCUGUAAAGAUGUCAUAGAUGAAUCAGUUGCAAUGCCACCAUCUGUUGGUCCUCGUAUGCCAAUCUAUCCCCUUGGUAGUCCUGGAAUUAGAAAAUCAAUGUUUUAUGGUUAA
Messenger RNA from Arabidopsis thaliana (thale cress), 399 nucleotides. RefSeq names its product RNA-binding protein. Lineage: Eukaryota; Viridiplantae; Streptophyta; Magnoliopsida; Brassicales; Brassicaceae. The record is from RefSeq and is marked reviewed. The coding region runs from base 1 to 399 and encodes 132 amino acids. The transcript is spliced from 5 exons.